UGUGCAACCACUUCCCUAUCCUAUUACUGUCAGAUCGUUCAUUAAUAAUGAAAAGGUUCCAUUAUCAUUUUCUCCAAACCAAUUCGAUCAGAAGAAAGUGUAACCACUUCCCUAUCCUAUUAUAAAGUGGCACGCAAGGUUCCCCUAAAUCAUCGCAGCGCAUCGCAAGCUUUGUUCCCCAAAGGGUUCGCACCAGUCUCACUAAACAGGGCGUCGCUAGGAGCUGCACCCUGCAAUCACGGAAUCUCCCAAUUCUUCAGUCGGCUCUUCUUCUGUCAACGAGUUCAAGCUUUACAGGCAGAUCCUGCACAUCACUGUGGGCAGAACGAUUUCCGGACAACAACCCUACGAAAAUGUCGGAAAAGAAUGGAGAUUCCAACAAGAAGGCUGCUAAAAAAGCAAACCUUCUCGAUCACGGAUCCAUCAAGCACAUCCUCGACGAGUCAGUAUCUGAGAUCGUUACCAGCAAGGGCUACAAGGAAGAUGUGAGGCUGAGCAACGUUAGAUUGCUGCUAGGAGUUUUCAUCAUCAUAAUUGCUCUCUUCGCUCAGUUCUACAACAAGAAAUUCCCAGAUAACCGGAAUUUUCUCAUUGGCUGCAUAAUAUUGUAUGUUAUAGCCAAUGCAGUUUUGCAGCUGAUUGUGUACACCAAGGAGAAGAAUGCUAUUCUAUUCACUUAUCCUCCAGUUGGAUCUUUUAACAGUACUGGCUUAGUUGUGUCUUCAAAGCUGCCCAGAUUCUCAGAUUUGUACACACUGACAAUAGCUAGUGCAGAUCCUCAGUCCAUCUCAGCUAAAACACCUGUGGAGAUCACAAAGAGCGUUACUCAAUGGUUUACAAAGGAUGGAGUUCUAGUGGAGGGACUCUUUUGGAAAGACGUGGAGACGCUAAUCAAUGAUUACGCUAAAGAAGGCAAAAAGAGCAAGUGAGAAUCAAUCAAUGAAUUUUGAAGAGUGGAACUGAUAGACUCAUCAUAGUCAGAAGGGAGAGAGAGAGAGAAAGAACAUAUUGGUUCUAACACACUGAUGUACGUGGAUUUUUUUAUAACUAUGUCUUUGCUUCGACACAAUCCCAUAGUGGUGUUACAUUGACUAUUAAUAUCGAAGCAGAUUCGGCAGAGUAUGCAUACGGUAUACACUUGGGCUUCUUUUCAUCAGCUUAGCUUCUCGGACAUGAAACAUAUUGAAAAAUGACUGUAUACCUUAUUGUUUCGGUUAUAAUAUACUUCAGUAUUAGGGAACCGGGAGAGAGGCUCUGGACUGGUUGUAGUUCAAUUCCACUCACAGGGAAUUUAUAAUCCUAAUCAGAACAGGCAGAAGGGUGAUUGGUCUCAGUUCGUCCUCUUCGGACGGGUGAUUUUGAUCAAAUUUUGAUUUACUUUCAAUCUGAUGGUCUCGGUGAGGCUGGGGGUCUGUGUCAUCCAUUCAAAAAUCUCUGCUUCAACCUUCCAUUAACCGUCUAAUUUCGAUAUUGGUCCCCUCCUCUCGUUUGUCUCGGCGUUGGGUUUAAAAAUAUUACCAAAAAUGUAUUUGAUUUGAAUAAUCUGGUCCCCUCCUCCCAUUUCCCGAUAGUAAUAACCUAUGAAGCACAAAUACUUCACUAGAGGACCGCAUUAGCGUAUCAGAAACAUUCUUGUAUCAGAUACUCUAGGUAUUGUACCGCACGUUCCCGAGUCGUAUUUGUAAUUCAUCAAAAGCUUCCAA
Messenger RNA from Cuscuta europaea, 1703 nucleotides. Lineage: Eukaryota; Viridiplantae; Streptophyta; Magnoliopsida; Solanales; Convolvulaceae. The record is from the annotation of a GenBank genome assembly.